AUGCCUCCAUUCCAAUUUAGGGGAAACUCUAACUAUCGUGGGUCACGUCCGUACCCGCGACAUGAGUUCACGUUCAGGGCACCGAAGCCACCCACCGCGGAGCGUCCGCUCUUGUCGAACAAGAGGGAAAGCACACCAGAGCAGUUACAGGGCGAAACCAAAUCUGAGCCGAAAUUUGCAUCGCUGGCAACAUUGAGCGAUAGUGAGGAGGUGGAUAUGGACACAUCAGAUUCCGAAGACGACGAACGCCCACGCAAGAGACGUGCUUUAGGUCUUGAUGGGCUCAACGACGCCGACGUAACGCGACCUGACCCCCCACCAAAUGUUCCUAAGUGGUCAAACCCCGAUCCUUACACGGCGCUACCCCCACCAGACGAAAGCAAAACACCCAAAAUCGACUUCGUCAAGCUCAUUCGCAAAGCGCGUCUUGACAACGCGGCUAAGUCCGAGAAGUCCGACGCCGUCACCGACAACCAGGACUUUAUUUCUCUUGGAAUGGCGGACGAGGCGGAGCCUCAGGAUAACGCGCCAGAGGGUGCCCCACGAGGACCCAAGGCAAUGGAAGGCCUUGACCCUUCCAUUACCAGCCGCAAGCGAACCCGUGACGAUGAGCUUAAAGGCUUCUCGAGAAAGUCGGGUAAGCCUGCUAGCCGGUUUAAUUUCGAUGGCUCGGUUGUUGAUCAAUGGCGACCGUUGCCAAACGAGGCUGGCACGCCAUGGCUCGACAUGCCAGAUCAUCCCCAGUCAAUGCACAUUGGCACUCAGUUAGUAUUAUCCUUGUGGUUCGUUCGCUUUCACAUUAUUUAUAUUUCGCCCAGGCUACAUAACGAGAUCAUGAGUUUCUAUCAUUGGGCCAAGCCUCAGGACUUUGAGAACAUCGUCCGGGCAGAUCUAAUCACCCGAGUGGAGACUGCCUUCCGACAACGAUACAGCAACAUUCAAGUGCGAGCCUUUGGUUCCUAUGCGUCUGGACUCUACCUUCCAACUGCGGAUAUCGAUCUUGUUCUUCUCUCAAACACCUUCACGCGCACAGGAGUUCGAACCUUCGGAGAGAGAAAGGGCCAGAUCUAUGGAUUUUCAGCCUUCGUGAAGGGCAGCAACCUUGCAGUUCCUAACUCGAUCGAAUGUAUCGCUGGCGCUCGCGUGCCAAUCCUCAAAUGGGUCGACAAGCUUACUGGACUCCGCGUAGACUUGUCUUUCGACAAUGACAGCGGUUUGGUUGCCAAUGAGACAUUCAAGAAGUGGAAGGCCCAGUUUCCUUCAAUGCCGGUCAUUUUGUCUGUCAUCAAACAGUUCUUGCUGAUUCGGGGUCUCAAUGAAGUUCCAACCGGUGGACUGGGAGGUUUCUCUAUUACUUGCUUGGUUACAAGUCUUCUCCAGCAUUACCCUCAGGGUCACUCUCAGCCCAAUCUUGGAAGUAUCCUCAUGGACUUCUUUUACUUUUACGGAAAGCAUUAUCGCUAUGAAACCCAAGGCAUCCGGAUGGAACCACCGGGAUAUUUCAACAAGACCUUCUUCGGAAAUCCCGAUCGCCUUACUAUUGAGGAUCCCAACAACCAGGACAACGAUAUCUCAGGCGGCACGAAGGAGAUUAGCUUGAUUCUCAGAACUUUUUCAAAGGCCCACACUACCCUGCAGCGUCGCGUUGAACAACUCGCCUCUAACGAAGAUCACAAAUCGAGCAUUCUGGGACCUAUCAUUGCAGCCAACUUUGACGAAUACAUCGAACAGCGCGAGCAGCUACGCCACGUGUUCCUGAUGGAGCCGAGAUUCGCACGCUACAGGACACCUCCCCCGCCACCACCAGGCCCGUAUCCGGAAGAUGGAGUUUGUUCUCCUCCACUGCCUCCCGGUCCGCCACCAGGUCCUCGUCAGUCAAACCGGAAGGAAAAGAACAAGUCGGCGGGUACGAAAUCUGAGCCCGAAGAUAUUUCUUCAGAUGACGAGCCUUCCGGAGAAACAAAGUCGGGCAAGCCCCGUAGAGACGAAACCCGGCGUGUGGCCUGCAAGGAGCGUGCUGCGCGAUUGAAGAGACUGCGACCAGAUUUGAGCAAGAUUUCCAACUCCCUGAGCUUCAGCCAGGCUCGCCGCGUUGGUGGCUACGAGACCAACGAGGAAAUGGAGAGAGACCUCGAUAAUCGCGAGAGGGAUCUCCACAGCAAGAAGGAGACUAACGCGGCAUGGAAGAUGGUGAUGGAUGAUGCUUGA
Molecule: messenger RNA, 2208 nt
Organism: Penicillium antarcticum
Lineage: Eukaryota; Fungi; Ascomycota; Eurotiomycetes; Eurotiales; Aspergillaceae
Product: putative topoisomerase family protein TRF4
Exons: 1
Coding region: 1-2208 (735 amino acids)
Biological process (GO): RNA 3'-end processing
Cellular component (GO): nucleolus; TRAMP complex
Molecular function (GO): mRNA binding; poly(A) RNA polymerase activity
Source: RefSeq, a predicted model, not a curated record